Messenger RNA from Anthonomus grandis grandis, 1180 nucleotides. RefSeq names its product regucalcin-like. The transcript has 6 exons. Gene Ontology annotation, molecular function: calcium ion binding; enzyme regulator activity; gluconolactonase activity. Bases 94 to 1098 code for a protein of 334 amino acids. NCBI's taxonomy places the organism in Eukaryota, Metazoa, Arthropoda, Insecta, Coleoptera, Curculionidae. The record is from RefSeq and is a predicted model, not a curated record. Gene Ontology annotation, biological process: L-ascorbic acid biosynthetic process.
GCCACUUAUAAAAUAAAUGAUAUAAAUACGCUACGUCUGUUUUUAAAAUUGUCUAAAUAAAAAGUAUCGUAUAAGUUCGUUAUUAGGUUAAAAAUGUUACGAAAUUUAGCGGUGACAUUUAUUUUAUUUGUGUGUGCUAUAAGUGCCAGCGAUUUCGAUCUUCCCGCCAUUUAUCAAAUUACCGAACCAGUAGAUCACGCCGAAGGACCAACAUGGGAUUCCAAAAGAAACAUGCUGUUUUUUGUGGAUAUUCAUGCAGGUGGCAUUUACAGCUUUAAUUUCGAAACAAAGGCUGUUAAUCACAUAAAUCUAAAUGGGGAUGUUACUCCCGUGAUUCCAUGUAAAACAAAUCAAAACAUGCUGGUUAUUGGAUUAAACAGAUCUGUGGCGACCGUUGAAUGGGACGGAACAAACGAACUUGGACAAGUAAAAGUUUUAUCAACAGUUGCCGAAGAAUUUCCGGCAAGUAGAAUGAAUGAUGGAAAGGCGGAUCAAAAAGGCAGGCUGUGGUUUGGAACCAUGGGUGCUGAAGAUACAAAUACCGGUGAACUUGUUCCGAAUCAAGGUAUUUUUUAUAAAUUUGAAAAAGGAAACUUAGGUAACCCAACCGUAGAAAUUGCGCCUGUAAACAUUAGUAAUGGAUUAGCUUGGAAUGCUGCCAAUAAUAAACUAUAUUAUAUUGACACGCCUACUUUACAAGUAGCAGAAUAUGAUUACGAUAACGAGUCCGGCUCUAUUUCAAAUAGACGUACAGCUUUUGAUUUGAAAGAUCACCCUGAUGUUGCUGGAAGUCCCGACGGUAUGACCAUUGAUGAAAACGAUAAUCUCUGGGUUGCGUUGUAUGGCGGCGGAUCUGUUAUUCAUGUUAAUCCUAGCACUGGAGAAUUGUUACAGAGAAUUGCUCUCCCAGCCAGAGAUGUUACUUCUACUAUGUGGGGAGGUCCUAAUCUAGAUAUUCUCUUUGUAACAACGUCAAGAGUCUCUCUUACGGAAGAUCAAAAGAAAUUUUAUCCAGAUGCAGGCAGCGUAUUUGCUAUAACAAACCUUAAAACAAAAGGUAGAGCUGUAUUUGAUGCUGAUGUGGUUGAUUCUGUUUAAGUUAGAGUGACGGUAGUAAAUUAAUUUUUGUGUAAAAUGUUGUGUUGUAUGGCUUGAAAAAUACAUUCUUAUAAUUUUUUAA